AUGCAUCUCUAUGUCCCUAAGAUUGCGUUCGUGGGAUCGGGUCUGAUUCCCCUCUCGCCCAUCAUCUUAGCUAAAACCCGCUUGCCAAACACGAUGUUCCACAACUUUGACAUCGACCCUCAAGCCAACGCCCUCGCCUCCCGUCUUAUCUCAGGUGACCCUGACCUCUCCACUCGCAUGAUCUUCCACACCACUGACUUACUCAAAAUGACCAAAGAGGUUUUAAGUGACUACGACGUGGUUUUCGUGGCUGCUCUUGUUGGAUUGGACAAAAAGGCAAAGGUUAAAGCCAUUGAGCACUUAGAGAAGCACAUGGCUCCUGGAUCACUUCUCAUGCUUAGGAGUCGUCAUGGCCUUAGAGCUUUUUUAUAUCACAUCGUUGAUCCUUGUGAUCUGAAAGGCUUCGAGGUCUUGACUAUUUAUCACCCGAUGACCAAUGCAGUUGUCAACUCAGUGGUGGUCGCACGCAAGCUCGGUGGUCAAACCACGACAGUAAUGGAUAGUGAGGUUCGUAGCGGCCAGAUCUGAUGCAACUCUACGAACAGAUCUGAUGCAACUCAGCAACUGUGCCAAUAUAUGUACAAGGUAUAUGACUAAUAAAUAAUCCUGGAAGUGUGUUGUGCCAUAUUUAUUUGUUGUUUUCAUUUAAUGUCUAUGUGUGUGGUGUUUUAUAUUUUACGAUCCGUGAUUAUUGUU
This is a messenger RNA of Camelina sativa (false flax), 696 nucleotides long. The record is from RefSeq and is a predicted model, not a curated record. Lineage: Eukaryota; Viridiplantae; Streptophyta; Magnoliopsida; Brassicales; Brassicaceae.